AUGGCACGGAAGUUGGCACCUUCAGUGCGGCUUCGGCAAGCCCUGACAAGGACGGUGCGUGCUCAAGUGCGGGAAGUCGUGGAGAAGCAGUUGGCAGAGCAAGAUCGCAGUUUGCGCUCCGUUCGAGAGUGCGAAUUCCUGCUGAGCAGGGGCGUGGGCCUUCACCACGGCGGGCUGCUGCCGGUCUUGCGCGAGCUUACGGAGAAGCUCUUCAAGGAAGGCUUUGUCCGAGUCCUUUGCACGACCGAGACCUUCGCUGUGGGGGUGAACAUGCCGAGCCGAGCUGUGAUCUUCAAUUGGCCCCGGGGCAGCGAGUUCAAGAAGUUCGAUGGAAGUGAACAGCGGCCCAUCCGGUGCGGCGAGUACAUGCAGAUGGCCGGGAGGGCAGGUCGACGCGGCCAGGACACCCAAGGGAAUGCUUGGAGCAUGAUGACGCAGCAGGUUGAACCCAACUUCGUGCAGAGGCUUGUUGCUGGCAGGGCCGAGCCAGUUGAAAGCAAAUUCACUGUGAGCUUCUCCUUGAUCCUUCGUUGCCUCCGUUCUGGGGGAGGGGUUCUUACAUUGCUGCUGAUGCAGAGCUUUAAACAGUUCGAGACGAAAAAGACCGAUGAGCUGGUUUUCCAAGAAGAACUCAGCAAGAAACUUGCAGUUCUGAGUCGACAGGGUCUUCUUCACGACGGCCUGCGACUGACGCGGUUGGGCAGUGCUUGUGCCAACCUCCAAGUGCCCACAUCGCCGUUGUUGAGCUUCAGGAUUUGGCAGAUGCCUUUGGACCUCCGCACCGGGGAGCUGGCCGACCACCUUGUUGCCUUCUUGAGCUGUUUCGUGAACGAUCUUGAGGAAGAGGAGGAGGUUGUGACCGGCAGAGACUUCGAUCCUUACUGGACCUGGUGUGAAACAACGUCGGAAGAGAUCUCACGUGACUUGAACCUAUGCAAGAUUCCACAUCCAGCUCCGAAGCUUGAAGUGCAGCAGCUUCGAAAGCGAGCUGGCUUUGUUGAUCCCGUCUUACGCUGGAUGAAGCAGGAGAACUUCGAGAAGUGCAGUGAUGCAGCUGGGGGGUCUGAAUUUGAUGGGAUUCUGGCACGGGUCUUGCGAAGAACAUAUCUGUUCUUGAAACAGCUGGAAGUGGCGUCAGACCUGCUGCAGACACAAGAAGACGAUGAGUUCACUCAGUUUGCGCAAGCACUGAGAGAUGCACGGCUUCGACUGCACCGCGGAGGGUCUUCGCAUCGUUCGCUGCCCUUUCUCGAGUCGAUUUUUCUGCCUUUAUCCUUUGAGCCAGACACACUUGACAGAGACACGUUGAAGAAGUCAUUUGCUCCGUGCCCUUAUGAGGCAGGUACCGAAAUUGAGCUUUCGCCGAAUGAGAUCGGCUUUUCUCACUUUUCGAUUUCUUCGCAUUUCAAAGAUGGGACGAGUAUCGCAGCUACUUUGAAUGAGCUCCUGCAAGGGAAGCCUAAAACGGACAUCCCAAUCGUGGAGGUGUAUUGGACAGAGGGGCAGUUCUGGACAAUGGCCAACCGACGUCUGGCUGUUUUCCGUCUGUUUCAGCAAAGGCGGCCCGCAGAGGGUGCCACCAUCAGAGUUCGGGUCGCAGAUGAGCGAGCUGCACAGGCCUGGGGUUUCUGGAAGCGAUGGACAACGGGCCUCUGGAGGGGUCGCAGGGCCCAGAUUCGGUCGACAUCGGAAAUGAUCGGCCGGUGCAGGGAGGAGACUUUUUUCUAUUCCCUGGAAGGCUCCGUCGAGCAAGUGCAGGAGCAGACGGGCUUCGAACGUGCUCCAAGACCCGAGACGAUGGUCAAGGCCUUGGAAGAACUUCAAGGCGAACAAGAGGGCGAGGGUGGGGAGAACGAUGACAUGGAGGAAAUGGAAGACAGAGCCAGUGGUGAUUCGGACCAAGACAGCGAGGAACUGGAGAUGGAGGAUAACUGUGUGGUUUUGAGUGGGCCGCACGUUUCGCGAUUCCUGAUCACUAGGCAGCUUGAUGCCUUGGAAGCGCCGGAGGCGCACUGGAGGUACUCCGUAUCAGCAUCCGUUACUGCUCGGGACUUGCUGCGAUCCCCCCAUGCAAGCGAGCUGACGGUCCAGACGCCCAUUCCAGAGACCUUCUGCAACUUGUACGAGUACCUGCGCAGCUUCGCAUUGCCCAUGCUCGAGGAGCUGCGUGAAGAUCUGAAGAAAUCUCUGGAUCCCUUCGAGCUGGACCUGGAUGCUGCGGAGGAAGUCCGCUUGGUGCCUUUGGAGGUUGCUCAGGAAACCAUGAAGAGCGAAGGCGUUCCUAGAAUGCCUCCCUGGUUUCCCGAGUCGGACUCCGAAGAGGUAAUGCUGAUACUGGCUGGAGGGGAUCGUGUGAAGAGUGCACUCUGCGCAAAGUGCGCUCCUGGCCAAAUGUGCCUGCUGUUCGAGGAUGGUUCUAUCACGAAAGAUAUCGCCCUUCCCGGCACUGGUCCUGAAGACGAGUUGACCAGACAGGCGUUGCCGUUGAAAGUCCGUCCUGGAGGUUGCUACAGACUGGGCCUUCUCCACACUACUCCGAAGAGUAAGCAUGCUCUGGUCCUCAUCUCGCAAGACAAGCACCUGCCCCCUUGUGAAGCCAAUGAUGUGUUCAAGGUUGAAUACCCCGGAGGCUGUGCAGAAGCGAAAGCGGAUAUAGAGCUGAUCGAGAGCCCAAGCUUAGAGGGUGUCUGGCUGAUUGGUGACGUCACCCAUGGAGGGAAGGCGUGGCAGGUGGGCAUUCGGUCAGGACAGCUGGUCCGAGAAGUUGAAGGCUGGGACAGUGAUCCGCUAUCGCAGGAGGCUUCGGCGGCGGGGGUGCGAUUGGUGGUUGAAGGCAAGCCCCGGAAGUGGAGACUGGCCGUGCUGUCUUGCAACGCGUUGACAUCCAUCCGUGUUGGAACCGCGCUGGCCAACCCCGCUGGUCACCACCCGAUAUUUUGGCAGCGUGAAAUCUCUGGUCAGCCCGAAAAUGACGUCAGCACCUUCGGCGGGACAUCUGAAGCCCAAUGCGCUGCGAUGCGAUCUGGCCUGACAGUUGCAGACUUACAGGAAAUGGGAUUGAACUUCUCCCAGGCCAGUGCAGUACACAAUCUGGUCGAUUGUGCCCAUGGAGUUCGUCUGGUUCAAGGACCACCAGGCACUGGGAAGACACAUACCUUGGCUGUGCUCUUGGAGCAGUGUGCGAAACUGGCACUCAGCACCAGGGAGGAGACGGAGGACUCCAAGCCGGCACCCAAGAAGAAGAGGAAGAAUCGGUUCCAGAAGCACAGCCCGCCCGAGCCGGAGCCACCAGAUGUUGACAUGAGGCGGCGCCACGCAAAUCGUUGCCUCGUGUGCGCGCCGACGAACAUCGCGGUGCAAGAGGUCCUGCGACGAUUGCUGGAGCGCAUUCGGCCAGAACAUUGGUGUCAGGUGGCCUUGGUUGCAACGCAAGAUCGUGCGAACGUAGAAUGGUCUGACGAGCUGCGUGGGUCUGAAGAGCGGGUCGCGGCCGUACUGCUCGACCACCGAAAGAAGCGGGUGAAACGCAUCGCUCGCUUUUGGCUUGGAGAAGGCUUUGGGAAGGCCAAGCCGCAUCUCCGCCAGCCUGAUUGGGCCUACGAAGCUGGCAACUCCUGCUUCGCCCUGCUGCUCUGCAAGCCUCUUCAGGCUUUUGCUCGCCUCUACCAGAGCAAGGGCAGCAAGGGGAAUGUGAAGCAAGGCCAAGGCAGAGUGCAGGUUGUGAGCCUGCUGGACUUCGUGCAUCAGAAGCUCAAGGACAUCUUGCAGAUGGUCCAAAACCAUCAGGAAAAGCUCCACAGAGAGGUUGCCUUUAAGACCCAGGAGUUCUGUCCUUUCCUCUGCUCCAAGCAGGAGCGGAGGAGGCUCGCGGCCGAAGGGCAGGUCUUCGGCAAGCUCGUGACGCUGCGCGAUCAGCUUGAGUCUUUCCGGCAGAGGCUCACAGAACUCGUGGAAGGAUGGGAGCCGAAGCUUGCCGCCGAGGACUGGUUGGACCUGCCCGUGGCAAGUCCGGGCCAGGGUGUCAGCACAGGCAAAGGCGAGAGCAGUGGCGACCAGCCCAACAUGGUUCUGGACCGAAAGAAAGCCUACUCCUUUGUGCAGUGGGUCGUGCAAGGUGAGGCUGAUGCCAAAGCCAAGGCUCUGGAAGGGUUGACAGAGCUUCUCGGCCUGGAUGCGUCCCCGGUUGCUACGGUAACGGAGGAGGCCUUGGCUACUGCUGAGAAGCGGCUCAAGCUUCUGCUGCACCCGGACAAGGCAUCCCCAGACAUGAGGCUUGUCGCCACCGGGGCUUUCCAGGAUUUGGAGAAGGCGAUGGAAGCGGUGCGGAAGUCCCUGCGUUGUCCAGUCCCUACAUCCCAGGACACCCACCCUGGUGGCGCUGGCACCCCGGCCAGCCACGGGUUUGUGGUAAACGUCGACGAGCAUCUGCGGGCUUGGCUCUCGGAGGCGACAGUGGAGGCCUUGGAAGCUUGCACGGAAGCUCACAUCGAGCUGCUUUCGGCUUGCACGGCGGUGCGGACCGCAGAAUCUUCCUUUCUCAAAGGAGCGCUCCUGCGGAGAGCUGCGCUUGUCUUCUGUACCCUUACGGUGGCAGGGCGGGCAACGGUAUGUGGACAGCAGAUACCAACGGUGCUCAUUGACGAGGCGUGCCAGGCAUGCGAGGCCGAAACGCUGCUUGCUCUCAGAAGUUGGGUGCAGCGACUUUUCUUGGUGGGCGACCCUCGUCAGCUUCCGUCGACAGUGUCUUCACCAUUGGCCAAGCAGGCUCUCUAUGCUCGUUCCAUGUUUGAGCGCCUUGAGCAGACCGGCACGAAGGCAGACCUCCUGGAGGAGCAGUACCGCAUGGAUCCGCCAAUAUUGUGCUGGUCCAACGAAUGCUUUUAUGGUGGCAGAAUCCGCACGGCAGACAGCGUGCUGCAAAGGGAGACCCGUACGGAUCCGGAUCCAGAUAGUUGGUCUCCUCUUGACCAACACCGACAUGGUCCUUUCAGGCUGAUGGACACUUCCAGGGAGGGCUGGCCAGAGGAACAGGUGAGGUUCUCGUUUCGCAACCUUGGUGAAGCAGACUUCCUCAUGAAGCAUCUACACAAAUUCUUCCGAGAGUGCCAUCCAGACAUUGGGACCACUGUCGGUAUCAUCACACCUUAUCGGGCUCAAGUGGAGCUGCUUCAACACCUUCUGCAGAAAGCCCACGAACGCGUGCGUGCCAACACAUCAGUGGCAACAGUCGAUGGCUUCCAAGGAAACGAGCGUGAUCUCAUCAUUAUCUCCACCGUGAGGUCUGGCGGCAGUAUAGGUUUCAAUGCCGACGAGCGGCGAUUGAACGUGGCCGUCACUAGAGCCAAGCGGAAUGUUUGGAUCAUUGGUGACAUGGAGACCCUGUAUCGUGGACAGUCCAAGGGCAAUGUCUGGCGCGAUCUCCUGGCAUUUGCUCGAUCGCGAGCAUGGGUCCUCCCAGCCUUGACCCCGACACCGGCUGAGCCUCCGAAGCCUCAGCCAAUUGAUCCACCGGCAACACCGGACAUGCUGUGGACGGAUCUGCAAAGAGCGGCAUGGGAGGAGCAGAAGGCAGUGGGCUGGAUGAGGGCGCGGCUACGCGACGGAUAUCCGCAUGCCUACUGCAGUUUGUGUGACCGCUUUGCCGAAGAUGGCCACUUGGAGAGCACGAUGCACCAGGACAAAAAGGAAGAUCCGCAGAAGCAUCUGGCAUCGCAGAGCCGCCUAGAGGGCUUCUUCGUGCGGCUCCAGCUGGAGCCAGGCGAGGAGCCGGGCUUCUGUGCUUCCGCGGGUGCGAGCCGGCGCGCACCGGAGCGUGCGAGGGUUCUGGGCGUGGAGCCGGGCUCGGUGCUGGAGCGGUGGAAUGUGUGGGCUCGGCAGUUCGACCUGGAAGUCGUCGAGGGUUCUAUGAUCCUGGAAGUAGACGGCUUGACGGGGCAGAUGGCCACAGAAGCCCUAGAGGCACUCUCGGCCGGUACCUCGGGCCCCAGGAAGCGGAGUCUUGGCUUCACGGUGGCGCUGGGCGCCAGCCAGGGCAGUGACGAGGACGGUGAAGAUGACGCUGCAUCCCCAGCAACAGCAAGCCAAGCGUGGGACAGCAGCUAUGCUGGCUACGCUGGCUAUACUUGGCCUCCGCAGAGCUCCGCCGAACACCAGUGGCCCAGCGGACCAGAGGCUCCCGACAGUACGAGCGUGACAGGGACGGCCGUUGACGAGGGCUGGCCGUCCGUUUUGGAGCUGAGUCGUCAGGGAGUCCUCUGGGAGGCUCUUCGGGACAACAUCAAAGCGAAAGAAAGUCCUCAUUUGGACUCCGCCCAGGUGGGCCAACCACUUUCACAGGGCGACACAGUGCUCCAGAUCGAUAGCUGCAUUCGCCUCGGGAAUGGGCUGCUUCGCAUGAAGGUGGCCACAGUCGGAAGCAGUGCGUGGGUUACUCUCGAUGCCAGGGCUUGCGCAAACGGGAUUCUGUUCUUCAGCCCCGGAUGUGCUGGGUGUCUAUGGCAAGUGGACAAGACGGUCAUUGUGAGGAGUGAGGUGGGUCUGGAGUCCGCUGAGGUGGCACGGCUGUCUCAAGGGACGGUCGUCUUGCAGACUGGCCCGUGCCAGGAACAUGGAAAGACCCUCCGAAUGCCGGUCUAUCGGAUGGGAAUGUCAGGAUGGGUGACCUUGUCAGCACGAGCUGCAGGGGAGCCACUAUUGCAGUUCUACCUCCCUGGAGGUCACGGCAGCUGCUGGAAAGCCUUGGGACCUCUCAAGUGCCGAGAGGCUGCAUCUCUGCAGUCUGCACCUGUCGACCCGCCGGUCGAAGCUUCGGACAUAGUUCGUCAGCAUGGUGAUAUUGAGCUGCUCGAGAAUGGAAUCAUGCGGCUGCCAAUCACAAGGGGUUCACCGAUGAAAGCUGCCUGGGUAACCUUGGAUGCACGUUGCGCUGUGGCUGCCAGUGGAAGCUCGGGAGAUGACAGAGUAUAUCUCGAGUUCGUCAGCCACGCCUCUCAGUUCUGUGGCCCUCAUGCUUGA
Molecule: messenger RNA, 7014 nt
Organism: Symbiodinium necroappetens
Lineage: Eukaryota; Dinophyceae; Suessiales; Symbiodiniaceae
Source: the annotation of a GenBank genome assembly